UUGGAGGCUCACAGUGACAGAACUGCGUUAAAGCAAAAGUAACUUUUUUACAAAAUGUAAGGUGUAGAAAAUACAGAUAUAUGUAGUAAAAAGUAAUCACUAAAAAAACACUACUCAAGUACAGUACAGAUACCUGGAGUACAGUAAUAAAGUAUUUGUACUUCCCACCUCUGGUGUCAAGUGUGUUUGGAUUGACAGCAGAAGUACUGAUGGAUUCAUAGAAUAAGUCUUGUUGCUGCUCAUCGGUUAAGCAGUGUGUUUUCCUUUCCCAGCACUGAAGCAGGGGCUCAGUGAAUUCCUAAACAUUCGUCAUAGCAGUUACUGUGCAUCAUUACAGUGAUUGGUGUGGACUUCCCAUCAGGCUCAGCCCUCCGCGGCUCUUGAGUAAUCCAUGUGUGUGCGUACUCUCGGCACCUCCCCUUCCUGUUAUUGGUCUGUGCUUAAAUGCUGGUGUUUCCAAACUUUUUCUCUUGUUUUGAAAGCUCAGAGAACCAGAGAAGACAAAAGAAGCAUGGUGUUUCCUACAGGCACGGCUGUCCACAAGCAGCCCACCCAGGUGGUGACAGUCGUCAGGACCGUUGAAAACUCUGGCCAAUGGAGCACCGACCUCUGUGAUUGCUGCUCUGAUAUGGAGAGCUGUUGCUGUGGCCUUUGCUGUUUCCCCUGCAUGCAGUGUGAUGCAGCCAAUAAACAUGGAUGGUGCUGUGCAGUGCCACUCCUGGACGUUUGUGGUGUGGUGUCCUGCUUACUCCGUGGAUCCAUCAGAGAGCGCCACAACAUUGAAGGCUCGUUCACUGAUGACUGCUGUAAAGUGUGCUUUUGUUACCCGUGUGUUUGGGGCCAGAUGCAUCGUGAGCUGAAGAUCAGGGAAAACAAGUAGCCCGCCACCUCGACUGUGAUCAGCACGCAAGUUGUCUGUGGAUACGAUGCAAACAUUUUGGCUGUGUGAUGAGAGGCUAUGACUUUUUCAGGCAAAUAAAAUCCUUUAAUUUUA
Molecule: messenger RNA, 994 nt
Organism: Maylandia zebra (zebra mbuna)
Lineage: Eukaryota; Metazoa; Chordata; Actinopteri; Cichliformes; Cichlidae
Source: RefSeq, a predicted model, not a curated record